This is a messenger RNA of Paramecium sonneborni, 1539 nucleotides long. The record is from the annotation of a GenBank genome assembly. Lineage: Eukaryota; Ciliophora; Oligohymenophorea; Peniculida; Parameciidae.
AUGUUUUAAUCUUGUAAUAAUGAAACCACUGUAAAACAAUAUAAGUAAGUGGUAGAAAAGUAUUAACGUUACUUAGAUGAGAGAGUCAUAGUGAAAUAAAAAUCAGAGGAUAGAUUAAGUAUUGCAGUCAGGAAAAUAUACUUAAAUCCUCUUUUACCUACAUUAUAGUUAGAUCAAUAUAAAGAGAUAAAUAGUAUUGGUAAUAGAUAAUCUUGUUUAGUUUAGGAAUAAUAAUCUUAAUCAAAGCAAGAAUCUAUAGAUUAAAUAACCAACAACAUUUAAUAAUCAAUAAUCCCUCCUUAUUCUGAUUUUGUAAACAAAUAUUAACACUAAAAAUCUAAAUCUAAUUUAGAUGCUUCUCAAUAAUAAGGAUUUUUUAAUAGACUCUUUAAAAAUAAUAAUAAAGUUAAUCAUCAAUCUAGAGAUAUUUAAAUUAAGGACCUAACUUUAAAUAAAAGAAAUUAAUCUGAAGUAUAUUAAGAUAAUUAGACUCAUCUACCUUCAUUGUAUUCACCAUAAAAUGAUAUCACUAAACAUAUAAUUAAGAAACAUUCAUCUAAAAAGUUUACUAAUGAUGAAAUUUCAUUUACUAAUAGAUGGGAAAGAGAUAGAGGAAAUAAUGUUGUAAGAAUAGACAGAUUUGAUGUAGAAUAAUUCAAUAAUAACAUUUUUGAUUAUAUCUUAUCUUAAGAUAUAAUUAAAAUGUUUUUUUAAAAUACAAAUCUUAAUUAAUUAAAAAAUAUGAUGAAGGAAUUACUUAAAGGAGUUUUUUAUGAAUAAGUUAUUAAUUUUGAAUUGAUGAUAACAUAUUUUACUUCUCUUUAAUUCACUUAUCUAGAAAUCUUUUACAUUAAAUAUGCAAUAGCUUAAGUUUUAAUUUAAGCUAAUUAUAACUAUCUUUUCAUUGAAAGAGCUCUUAAUUAAUUUGAAGAAUACAGAUAUUUAAUUUAAAAACCUAUUCCUUUUAUUACUAAGCUCUUUGAUAAUCUAUUCUAUUCAAGUAUCACUAAGGAUUUAAUUAUCAAAUUGCUUAAAAGUGUUGCAUAUCAUAAAUACUUACAAACACAUAAAUUUUAAAGUGAAUAAUUUAUUUUAGCUAUUAAAAAUGGGCUCUUUCCUUACCUAGUCGGAGAGUAUGUAGCUUUGCCUUUACAUGCAAGAAUUAAAGAUGUUAAAGCUGAAUUAUUUAGAUAAUAAAUUCUAAAGCCCUUUAUUAAUUCGACUUUUGUUAUUCAACUCAAAAAUCUACUUAAAGAAUAUAAUCUUGAAGAUUUAUAUAUUAAAGAUGUUGAAAGAAGAUUAAUCUUUCCUAAAAACCUUAUCUAUUCAUUUGAAGAUGCCCAUUUUCCUUUAUACUACACAUUAACUUAUAUUCAAUGUAACUAUACUCUUAUACCUUCUUAUGAUAUUAAAGCUUUGAUUAAAGUUAUUAAAAUAGAUCCAACAAUUAGGGAAUCUGAUUCUACUAUUUUUUUAGACAAUGUUAAAUAUCUUUCCUAAUUUGAAUAAAUAUAAGAUGAUAUUUAAUUAUUUUUAUGA